Lobosporangium transversale is the source of this 1845-nucleotide messenger RNA. Its product is annotated as GTP-binding protein lepa. Gene Ontology annotation, molecular function: mitochondrial ribosome binding; GTP binding; GTPase activity. Bases 1 to 1845 code for a protein of 614 amino acids. The record is from RefSeq and is a predicted model, not a curated record. NCBI's taxonomy places the organism in Eukaryota, Fungi, Mortierellomycota, Mortierellomycetes, Mortierellales, Mortierellaceae. Gene Ontology annotation, biological process: positive regulation of translation. The transcript is spliced from 13 exons. Gene Ontology annotation, cellular component: mitochondrion.
AUGAAGCCCUCGUCGUCGGGAGCCGUGGAGCUGGAGUCCUUUAGUGUCGAUCAGAUUAGGAACUUUAGUAUCAUUGCCCACGUUGAUCAUGGCAAGAGCACAUUAGCUGACAGGCUAUUAGAGCUGGCUCACACUAUCAAUAAAAGAAAAGAUAAUAAGCAGGUGCUUGAUAAGCUGAAGGUUGAACGUGAACGAGGUAUCACUGUCAAGGCACAGAGCGCCUCAAUGUUUUACGAAUACAAAGGCAAGAAGUAUCUCUUGAAUCUUAUUGAUACACCCGGUCAUAUGGACUUCAACUUUGAGGUGUCACGCUCCCUUGCUGCAUGUCAAGGCACACUCCUUCUCGUGGAUGCGGCGCAAGGUAUUCAAGCCCAAACUGUGGCCAAUUUUUACCUCGCAUAUGGUCAAGACAUCACGAUUAUCCCUGUAAUCAACAAAAUUGAUCUUCCAGCAGCAGAGCCGGAUCGUGUGGCCGCACAGAUUGAAGUGGCUUUCGAAAUGCCUGCCAGCGAUUGCCUUCAAAUAUCUGCAAAGUCGAAUAUGAAUGUAGAUCAAAUUUUGCCUACGAUUAUUGAAAACGUUCCACCACCAUCAGGAGAUAUCAACAAGCCUUUCAAAGCGCUUCUUUUCGACUCUUGGCACGAUACAUACGUCGGUGUCAUCUGUUUGAUGGCAGUAAUUGAUGGAACUGUUAAAAAGGGCGAUAAGAUAGUGUCGGCACAUUCGGAGAGACGAUACGAAGUCUCAGAAACCGGUAUCAUGUACCCAGAACAGACACCAACAAGCUCUCUACAAGCUGGCCAGGUUGGCUACUUUGUGCUAAACAUGAAGACAUUGAGCGAAUCUCAUGUAGGGGACACGUUCUUUGAUCAUAAGCACAUUGGCUUACCAAUGCCUGGCUUUAUCCCAGCCAAGCCAAUGGUUUGGGCAGGCAUUUUUCCAAUAGAUACGGCUGAUUUUGAGAAACUUGAUCAUAGCAUUGCUAAACUGACGCUCAAUGACUCGUCUGUCGCGGUCCAAAAAGAAACAAGUACAGCUCUGGGCCAAGGUUGGAGACUAGGAUUCCUUGGAACCCUCCACAUGGAUGUGUUUCGACAGCGCUUAGAACAGGAGUAUGAUGCCAACAUCAUCAUCACUGCUCCCACAGUACCAUACAAGAUUGAGUAUCGAGAUGGCACAAGCAAGCUCAUUCGUAAUCCGACAGAGUUUCCCGAUAUGGAUGAAAUCAACGCCAGAGUGAAGACUGUGCAAGAACCUAUGGUUAGGUCCACUAUUAUUUUCCCACAAGAGUAUCUAGGAGACAUCAUGGUCCUAUGUGGGUCCAGAAGAGGAGUCCAAUUGGAACACACUUAUUUGGAUGAAAGUAGAGUUCUUUUAAAGUACAGGUUACCAUUAGCUGAAGUUGUUACAGAUUUUCACGACGAGCUCAAGGGCCGAUCUAGUGGCUUCGCAUCAUUCGACUAUGAAGAAGAUGGAUACGAUGACGCCGACCUUGUCAAGAUGAACAUUGUGCUCAACUCCAAACCUGUUGAUGCGUUGUCGAUCAUACUUCACCGCUCGCAAGCGGAAGUCGUUGGACGCGAUUGGGUCAAACGACUGAAAGGGUUAUUGUCACGGCAGCUUUUUGAGAUUGUUAUCCAAGCCUCCGUUGGAAAUAAGAUCAUUGCUCGAGAGGGCCUAAGUGCACUACGCAAGAACGUUACCGCCAAAUGUUAUGGAGGGGACGUCUCUCGCAAGAUGAAGCUCUUGAACAAACAGAAAGAGGGCAAGAAACGCAUGAAAGCCAUUGGGGGUGUUGAAGUCAGUCAGGAAGCAUUCUACGACUUUAUGUCCAAAAAGAAAUAG